AAAUGUCCAAAUUAGUUGUUCAUUUGCAUUUUAAUUUAUUUGGUAACAAAUAUGAAAUGACAAAAAAGAGAGGUGCAAAGUGCAGUAACUGAUAACUUGUUACACCUUCCUACAAUUUCUCUAUAGUCCAAUACAGUAACGGGUCAAAGUCGGGCUGACUUCCUGGUGGUAAAAUAUACAGAAAUCAAAUUCCGUCUUUAUCGCCGGCAUCGAAUUCCGGAUCUUCUUAUUUUGACCGCCGCCCCCAUACACACACACCCACCCACCCUUCCAUUUUUCUUUUUUUCCCGUUGUUGUUACAGAGGUUGGCUGAUGUGAGAAGACAGACAGACUUUGGUUGCAUUUCACAGCACAAUCACGAUUGAAAAGGAAGGACAUCCUUCGAUUGAACUACUAUGAGUUGCUUUAACUGCUGCGGAGAAGAUGAGACCAACAAUAAUGCUGAUGGUGGAGGCCACUAUGCAGCAAAAAAUUCAGCUGGAAAUAAUGGAAAUUAUCAUAGUACAGAAGCUGCAUCAAAAGAUCAAGCUGUAAAAAUCCAGCCUAUUGCAGUUCCAUCAAUUCCAGUAGAGGAACUGAAGGAAGUUACAAGUAACUUUAGCACAGAUUCCUUAAUAGGGGAAGGCUCGUAUGGAAGAGUGUAUUAUGGAGUUCUUAAUAGUGGCCAGGCUGCAGCUAUAAAGAAAUUGGAUGCAAGCAAACAACCGGAUGACGAAUUCUUAGCUCAGGUUUCUAUGGUAUCGAGGCUAAAACAUGAAAACUUUGUGGAACUACUUGGUUAUUGUCUUGAUGGAAAUCAGCGCGUCCUCGCCUACGAGUUUGCAUCUAAUGGAUCUCUUCAUGACAUCCUCCAUGGACGAAAAGGUGUUAAAGGAGCACAACCUGGUCCUGUUCUUUCUUGGGGUCAACGUGUGAAAAUAGCAGUUGGGGCUGCAAAGGGACUUGAAUAUCUUCAUGAAAAAGCAGAUCCUCACAUUGUUCACCGUGAUAUUAAGUCAAGCAACGUACUAAUAUUUGAUGAUGAUGUAGCUAAGAUUGCUGACUUUGAUUUAUCAAACCAAGCUCCUGACAUGGCAGCACGUCUUCACUCUACUCGUGUUCUUGGGACAUUUGGAUAUCAUGCUCCAGAAUACGCAAUGACUGGGCAGCUGAAUUCGAAGAGUGACGUGUACAGCCUUGGUGUGGUGCUUCUGGAACUGCUUACCGGGCGCAAACCUGUAGAUCACACAUUACCUCGUGGGCAACAAAGUCUAGUAACAUGGGCUACACCAAAACUAAGUGAAGACAAGGUGCGGCAAUGUAUUGACGGUAGAAUGGGAGGAGAUUACCCACCAAAGGCGGUUGCAAAGAUGGCUGCUGUAGCGGCAUUGUGUGUACAAUAUGAAGCAGAUUUCAGGCCAAACAUGAGCAUUGUAGUGAAAGCACUCCAGCCACUAUUAAAUACUCGUCCAGGACCAACUGCUGCUGAAACAUGACGACCACCUACAAACGACUAUUCGUCUCCUCCAAACAAGUUGGUAAAUCAUAUGAUAUUCAUAUGGAAACUGCAACCAACUCGCCUAGUCUCAUCUAUUCUAAUGAGAUACUCGAAUCAGUUUGUGCCUCCAAGUUUAUACAAUGUCAUCAUUAUUAUUAUCUGUAUGCAUCGACAACCUGAGGCAUAUGAUAUUCUCCUUGUUUCUCUCUCUCUCUCUCUCUCUCUCAGUAUUAUAUGAUAUCAUCUUUUUUUCUUU
Messenger RNA from Erythranthe guttata (spotted monkey flower), 1733 nucleotides. Its product is annotated as Protein kinase superfamily protein. The record is from RefSeq and is a predicted model, not a curated record. Gene Ontology annotation, biological process: protein phosphorylation. Gene Ontology annotation, molecular function: ATP binding; protein kinase activity. Lineage: Eukaryota; Viridiplantae; Streptophyta; Magnoliopsida; Lamiales; Phrymaceae.